UGCCUGGGUCGCUCCUCACAGCCACGGCCACGGCCACGGCCGCAGCAACCGCAGCCGCAGCCUGUUGCGCUGCAUCCUUGUGGCCUUGGCGGCACUCCACUCCGCAUCAGCGGGGCCGCCGCUGCAGCCUGCCAGCCCUGCCCGCAGCAGCGGGGGCAGGGCCUGCCUGCAAUUGCCUGGCGUGCUGCCGCGCCCCGCAGACUGGCCAGCCCGCCAAAGCUCUUCCUCCCGCCCCGCCGCUUUUGAUGCCGCCGCCGCCACCACUGCUGUGCAGCAGCGCCUCAGCCGCCGCCGCCGCAGCCUCCAGCGCCACCACCUGCGUGGUCAUGUUGAGGGCGGCGGCGGCGGCCGCGGCCUGCUCUGGCCAGCCGUCUGCGGCUCAGACAAGGCAGAUCACCUGCAGCUACAGCUACAACCGCCCCAACGUCAAGUUCUACCUAGCUGAGACGCCGCCCAGCGCGGGCGGCGGCGGCGGCGGCGGUGGUAACGGCGGCGGCGGUGGUAACGGCAGCGGCGGCAAUGGUGGCGGUGGUAACGGCGGAGGGAACAGCGGAGGUGGGAAUGGCGGAGGAUACAGUGGAGGCGAUGGCGGUGGCGACCCGCCUCGUGGUGGGGGCCGGGACCCAGGCGGCAGGGGGCGGCGGCGUGUGGUGUCGGACUUCAAUGACCGCCGUGCGCGCUAUGACACGGCACUUGCAGCCGCGGCCGCUGAGUACCGGGCUCCGAGCACGUUUGCAGGCGGCAGGGACGGCGGCCCCACUGCGAGUAGCCGGGGCGCUGCGGCCGUGACGCCUGUCGGGGGCGCCGCCGUCAUUGGCUGAUGACGCAUUGCAGAAGCAGCGGGAGGAGGCUGCGUUAACCCGUCCAUUUAUUGGAGUGGUAGGCGCGAUUGCGGCUGGGACGGAGCACGGUGGCGGGUGCUGGGCUUGGUGCCCGCCGUGCUGUGUCGUAUCAGUUGUGUGAGGAUAGAUUGCCUUGAUAGGGCUGAUGCUGUGACACCAGUAGCUCGUGGUGAGAGGUAGGCAAACAUGCGGUGAACCCGCAAGCUUCAGGGCCGCGCGGAAAGACAUUC
Chlamydomonas reinhardtii is the source of this 1072-nucleotide messenger RNA. RefSeq lists its product as uncharacterized. Bases 246 to 821 code for a protein of 191 amino acids. The transcript is spliced from 2 exons. NCBI's taxonomy places the organism in Eukaryota, Viridiplantae, Chlorophyta, Chlorophyceae, Chlamydomonadales, Chlamydomonadaceae. The record is from RefSeq and is a predicted model, not a curated record.